Molecule: messenger RNA, 12845 nt
Organism: Lymnaea stagnalis (great pond snail)
Lineage: Eukaryota; Metazoa; Mollusca; Gastropoda; Lymnaeidae
Source: the annotation of a GenBank genome assembly
UGUCAGAACAGCAACACAUUUUCAUCAUAACCGAAAUAUGAGGGCAUACUUUAAAAAAGUUUUGUAUAGUUAUUUAAAUAUCCAACCUGAUUAAUUAAAGAGAAGCUUCAUUUGCCUAUUUCGACGUAUCCACCAGUAUAUGUAGUGUAGUAUAAAUAGCCUGCUAAAUCCUAUUCCAACAAACGUAGCGUAGAGUGAUGAGAGUUGACGAGUGGUGAUUGGAGUGGUCAGUGGACUGAUUUCUAGACACCGGUGGGGAGCAUCAUACGAUCUUACACACUGAUAUCGUGUAAAGAGGAUUAAAACAUGGUGUUCAAAAGUGAAUUUUACGGAGGAUCCUUGUUGCUAAAACCAUUAGCUGAUGCGAUAGGGCUUCCUAUUGAUCAGGUAAAGUAAGCAACUGACACAAAUCAAAUAAUAAGUUAAAAUUAUUGUUUACACUUAUUAAAAUGUCCACUCCAUGCCAUAAGGAUACAAUAUAUUUCACAUUACAGUUAAUGUAAUACUCUACACUCUUGUCUGUUAUCUAACCCCACCCCUCAGACAAUUGCUAAUAUAUAUUAUCAUUGUUAAAUUGAUAAGAAUAUGAUAUAUAUUAGAAGUAGAAGGCAGGACUGCCUACUAAAAAAACACAAUUUUGAAUUAUGGACCAUAAAUUUUUUUGUAUAUUUGGACUAUCCGUGCCAUGACAUUUCACAAGGCUGCCAUCUUGGUUGCCACGACCUAGGAAAGAUUACAAUUAUGACAAAAAGAGGGCGGCCGUGAACAAAAAAAUAGUGAAAAAUUCAUCAGUUUUUUAAACUGUAGAAAUGUAAAAAUUAGUAAAAAACAUACAAAUUUAAUGAAAUAAUUUAAACCGGUACAUAAAUUUCAUGGCGAGCAAUGCUACUUUAUUGUAUCCAUCUAGAUAUUUGGCAAGAAGUCUCAACAACCUGCGAUCGCCCCCUGUCAGACAUAAUUUCAAAUGGUCCUGGUCCAUGCUCAUUUCCCUAAACUACAACAUGAGUGCGGCUACAGUCAAGAAAAAAGUAAAAAUGAAGCAAAAAAGUACAAAAUAAUUUUAAAAUAAAAGAAAACCCAUCUUACAGUUUCAAAGAGAACACUUUUACACACUUUAUUUCAGAAUCCACCAAGAACAUAAUCCAAAAGUUGUCAGAAAAUUAAUAAAAUACAAUAUCAUACCCAUUUUCCAUAAUCCACGAAAAUUUGAAUAUUAUAAUUAACCAACCAAUGACAUUUUAAUUUAAAACAUUCCAUAGUCCUAUUAAAUAAAAGUUAACUCUAGUAGCAAUACAACUGGAAGUGAACCCAACACAGAAAAUUAACAUAAACAUGUAAAUGACGUCAUGGCGUGAGAUUGUUUAUUUAAAACAAAUUUUUAAUGGAGUUCUUUAAAAAUAAAAUUUCUAUGCUAUUUUUUUUUUCAGAUUGUUUUCUUGAUUGCAUUGAUUAUAAUGUUAAUUUAUUGCAUAACAUUCUCAGUCAUCAGUGUUGAAUUUCUCCUGAGUAUGAUCCUACAAGUUUUAAGCAGUAUGAACAAAAUCACACAAAUUGAAAUAUACCAUUUUUUAUCUAACUUCUUCAGACAUUUUUGUCCAAUGUUUCAUUAUUUUUGAGGAAAGACAUUUAUGGACAAGUCAUUGUAGGUCAAAUUUUGAGAACCAUGCAUCAGGGUUGGUUAUUUUUUCCUUGUUUAAAAUUUUAAAGUAAUAGAAGUUGUAGCAGAUGGUUAAGCCUUUAGGGCUAGGGGGAAUAUUUUUUGUUUGAAAACCUAUUCCCCUAUUACUAUAAUGCCAGCUAGAUUUGUGUUCACUUCCCAUAAUAGCAAAUAUUUUGGUCACACACAGACAGCCAGGGCCUAGUCUGUCUCCUUAUGAGAAUAUAAACUGCACUAUAAAUGCUUAUAUUAUAGGCCCUUUUAAUCUUUUUUUUAUACGCUAUUUACUGUUUUAAAGUAUAUUAUGUAAGUAACAUCAUAGAUAGUUUAUAUAAGAAAAUAGUAAAGUAUUCCUUUUAUCUUUAUCUUUAAUUAAAAGUACGUCCUUAUGACCAGUAUUUCAAUGUCACGCAUUUGUUUCAUUUACAAAAUUUAAAAUCACAUCUUAUUUUUCAGAUAAAUUUUCUUGUUUGUCAGCUUGUGGCUCUAACAUUAGCUUUUCCAUUCAGAAGUUAUCUUUCUGUUGAGAAGGUUGGAGUCAAGGCUCGACAUAUUGUUGAAACAGUUGUUGGUAUACUGCUAACACUGUUUUGCUUUGGAAAGUGAGUUUUUUCUUACUCAUUUUUAAGCCCCACAUCUUAAAAACUAUUUAAAUCUAAAUGGAAAGAGCCUAAUAAAUAAAACAAGACAUCUAUUUUUUUUAGGAAUGCCAUGCUUAGUUUGACAACACAUACAAAUUUGAAUUUUGAAAAAUAAUAAUUGUUGGCUCUUUUGUUUUGUGUGACAUGAAUUUGCUGUGCUUACAAAUAAUAUAUAUUAUUAGGCCAUUGUUUAAAAAAACAACUGAUAUAUUUCCCAGUGUUUUUAAUUCAAACUAGUAUUUAAUAAUGAUAUUUAGGUUAUUUUGAUGCCCGAGAUUUUUUUAACGUUAAGAUUCAGGAAAGCAUGAUGCAGAACCUUUGAAAGAUUUUGCAACAGGCCAUUUUCCAUUUCAGAGCAACUGUGGCCAAAAUAUGUCUACCUAGUGUAGUAAAAUUGCAAAAAUUGUAUAGAUUCAAGAGUCAUCUAAACAGACAAAAAACUUGUUUAUUAUCAUUUUGCAUUGUUUGCCUCACAACCAAGAAGUAACUGGUUGAAAUUUACCCAAGUUUGUCCCAGGCUUUAGGCUCAUAAGAAAGUGGAACGAACUUAAUGCCCCAGUAAGGCAGCUAUGCUUUAGUAGGGGUAAAACUUGAGUAAAAAAACAACAACCUGAAACACUAAGAUAUCUAAGACUAAAGAUAUCUUCUGUCUAUGCCUUUCCUACACACUAAAAAAUAAAGAUAUGUAUAUAGCCAAUUUUGUUAAGUUUUCUUACUUAAUACCUAUACUAUUUUUUUCCAAGUCAAAUAUGGCACCUCCUGUUCCAGUCUGUGGUCAGCUACAUUUGUCUGGCAUUUGGUGGUAAAACUUACAGUCAUGGCCUUGUAUUUACUUUCUCUAUGGUGUACUUGUCAGUGUGUCAUAUUUACAGACAAGUUUAUGAUUAUGGUGGCUACACGCUGGAUAUUACAGGGUGAGUCCAAAAGUAACUGAGGAUUAAAUACUCUUAAAUUCUUUGUCAUAGUUUUAAAGAAACCAUAGUAGAUUUUUUGAUGACAAGAAAUUAGAAAUUUCUUACAUCAAAAUGCAUAUAAUUUUAUUUUUUAGGAAUGUCUACAAAUUGUUUUUGGAAAUAAAGUCAACAAACUAAGUUAAAUAUAAUAGUUUUGCUUUUCACAAUAACUUCACACUAGUUAGGAUUUCCAGGACUUUUAAUUAUUAUUACUGAGAUUUUCAAAUAAAUUCAUAUAUACUUAAUCGGCGCGAUAUAAAUUAGUCAUACAAUAGGUAGAAUUUGUUGACAUGAGAAGAAAAUAUAAAUAAAUAACUUUGUUUUUAUAGAGUCAUUGGCAUGCUCUGGAAUUAUGAGUGUUAAAGAGUAAUGUAUCAUUCUCAGAUUUUUAAAAUAGUAUAUUUUAAAAAAAAAAAGGAAGCUUUUCUAAUUGAGGGCAAUCAGAUAAACAUUUGUAUACCCUUUACGUUUUGCAAGUCAAGUAGGGAGGUGACCCUUAACCCUUAGCCAGCAAGGCAAAGAUGUUUUUUCAUUAGCACAUCAUUUACUUUUGUAAUUAUAAAUCUACAUGUGCAUACUCAAUGUUAUUAUUAAGUUGACUGGUCUCCUGAUAAUUGUUAAUUAUCACCUUGCAGCCCACUCAUGAUUCAAACUCAGAAGUUAACUAGCCUGGCCUUUGCCCUACAUGACGGUAGAUAUAAAGAUGAAGCUAGGCUUUCCCCUGAUCAGAGAGAACAAGCUGUGAGGUAUGUGAAUGACUUACAAAGUAGGAAACACCCUUUUAAGUUGAGAAGCAUGAGAUAUUUUAGUGCUUUUAAGAGCAAUUUUUUGAAUGAUAAAAUGCAUUUAUAACGCUCCCAUUUAUUUUAACUACACUUAAAAAAAAACAGAAUUUACAAAACCUGGAAAAAAUAAUUCAUAAAAACAUUUUGAUUAACAAAAUAAAACAGCUUUCUGACAUGGUGAAAGAAAGUGAAAUAUAGUAGUAGCUCCCAGUAAACCUCUCAAAGAUCAGCAUAAGCAUUAGCUUAUGGAAUAUUACUUGUCUGAUAAGGAGGGUAGGAGAUCCUAAACAAAAACUUACAUGCAGACCUUAAAGUCUCACUAGAAAGAGGGAGAGAUAAGAGAAGCACAGACCACGAAAGCAGACCCACCAAUUAUUGGUAUAGGUAUCAACUAUAGUUUGCAUACAUACAAAUCAGUCACCAACAAUAAAUAUAAGUUUGCCAGCACAAGCUUUGUGGGCAUUAAGAAGAAACUACUGAAUACUGUACUGUGUCAAGUGCUGGUUAUGAAAAUGAGUUACUUUGAACGUUUCAACAAAAAUUUUAACUCCCGCUUAUGAUCUUAUAAAAUGUUUCAAUCUGACUGCUGAACAGAUGGGAAUGCAUUUUUAAAAACAGAUUUCUUAAAACCAAUAAUUGGUUUAAAAAAGAAAAUAGAAAAAGAUAUUAACAUCCCUAAUUUCUCCCCUGCCUCCAUCCACUUACACUUUUCUUUUAAUUAAUUCGGAUAAAAUUAAUUUUUUUACACAUGAUUGAACAUCUAUGAAUUAAUGGUUGAUUAUUUUACAUGCAGAGCUUAAAAAAUAGUAUAUUACUGAAAUACACACAUUUUAUGCACUGGGCAUAUAAAAAUACCCUAUGUGGAAACAAUUUUUAUUUUACCCACUUAGUGUUAAACGAUUAUCCGAAAAGAUUUGUUUUUAAAGCCAAAUAAUUUACUUUAUGUAUUUCAUUAUCUGACAGCAAUGAUAAUUUCAUAAUUGUCCUUGGUGAUGAAGUGAACAAUGUUCCAGUAUAAAGCAUUGACAUUAGUGUUUGUGGGGUUCAAAAUAUAAAAAUCUGAAGAGAGUAUUCAAAUAAAAUCAUUGGUAAAAAAUAUUAAACCACAUUUUGAGAGGCUGAUAAAUUAUACAUUUCCUCUCUGCAGAAAAUUGCCAAAUGUUCUCCAGUAUCUAAGCUACAUGUUCUACUUCCAUGGGAUCAUGGUUGGACCUCUGACAUUUUACAAUGACUACAUAGCUUUCAUUGAUGGCACCAACUUCAUCAAACCUGGAAACAGUGCUGUAAGUUGUUUCUUAUCAAUGCUAUUGACCAGGGCCAGGUGGUGGAGCACUAGUCAUGUCACAUGCUCUCACUAACUAUAUAUAUUCAUUUUUUUAACACAUAUGGUGUAAGCAGAGCCCAUGAGCUACUCUUUUAACUACUAUGCAAAGAGACUUUUACUAUUAUCCAAAAAUAAUGUUUUUUUAAAGAAAAAAAAAUUUGUGCAUUUGUUACUGUCUCAAUUUGUGUGCAUGUGACUGUUCUCUGUUUGUGGAAUUUGUGUGAGUAUGUCUCUUUGUGUGCAUGAUACAUUUGUCCUUCCACCUGGUUAUGAAGGAACACAGCCUAGAGAUUACAUAACAGUUAUGGAUGAUCAGUUUGUAAACUUAUAUACGAAAAAUCAAAGACUUCUUUACGUCUAAAUUAAGUUUCAAAAUUUCCAUUGCCCUUUUUUUUUGAGGCCUAAAUUAUUUUUUUUUACUACAGGGCGUAACGCAUCAAAGACAUCCAGCAGAACAUCUAAAUGUAAGUAUUGUCAAGACUAUCACUUUCAUUUCUUUCAGUGGCAAAGAAAAUAAAUAGACAGGAAAUCAAUGAAACACUAAUAAGUAAAUAGUCAUGCUUACUGUUCAUUUAAAUUUAAAAUAAAUAUGUUUGUCACUGUUAAAAAAGUGAAGAAGUUUAUUUUGAAGAAAUAUCAAAGACUAAAAUUAAAUCUAUACAACUACUAGACUUACUCAACAUAAACUAAAUGUAUUCGACUACUAGACGUACACAACAUAAAUUAAAUAGAAAGAUUGUUGGCAUCCAAAACAAUCCAUCCAUAACUGCUCUGUGACUUGUGUUUAAAGACAUUUUGUUAAAGUCCUCCGGCCCACUUCCCAUGUGUCCAUGUAUGCUAAAUUUCAAAUCUCUCAGCCAAUCUCCCUUUAGUGCAAGCACAUUUCAUUGAUGGUCACUUAAAGCAUUGAAGUUUCCCUGCAUCAGAACACUUUAAUAGUACAGUGGAAUUUUAGAAAUACCACAUUUAAAUAAGCAUUGAUGAGAAAAAUUUAAAAAAAAUAGUUUUAGCUUUUUUGACAAUUUAAAUGUUGUAACAAUUAUGGAGUUUAAAAAAAUUCAACUUUAACUUUUAUAAGAUUCCAAAUACCAGACCUGUUUACUCUUAGGAUUUUGGCGUACAAUGUUGAGGUGUAUACAUUAUAUAUUGUGUACAUUUAUUUUUUUACUAUUAAGAUAAUGUAUUAAACGAUUUUGGGAUCAUACUGUACGAUUUUUAAGAGUUUGAGGGUAAACAGGUCUGCAUAUAAUUCGAACCUAUUGGAAAAUUGAACUUUGAAUGUUAAUUAAACUCUAGAAAAUAGUAUUUCGGAAGCUGUUGGUGGCCUCAGCUUGCUGUUUGGGCAUGAUGAUUUUACCUGGACUUUGUUUCCCACCAGAGAAAAUUAAUAGUAAGUGUGAUACUGUUGAUAGAUUCACUUGUUGAGAUUUGAUGCUAAAUUUAUCCAGAUAUUACCAUUUAAUAAAGUUGUCAGCAUUUUUGCGCCUUUUGAUAUUUAGUAAUAUGGUCAGAAUUGUAUAUUAAGUUUCUUAAUGGUGUCAUGAAAAUUGGUAUAAAAAUGAUCAAUUUUUAAUAAUUUUGUCAUCAUACAUCAUGGAAAAACCUAUACAUUUAUAUUUUGACAGCAACAUAUCUCUUCACUGUUUAAAUGUCGUUGUGGAAAUUGCUUGUUACAUUUGUCAGCAAUAAAACAGAAUCUUUUGUCAUAAAUUUUCUUUAAAUGUUUGCUAAUACAGUUAAAACCAAGUCGUCCAGAGUCUGCUGCAAAACUUUGCUAUUAGUAUUUUGUAUGAAUCAGACUAAGGAAAUUAACAUCAUGUGUCUUCACUCUUAAUGUUACACAAAUAAGUGCAAUGCACAUACUCUCAAAAUAAAUUCUUUUCUCAAAUAACAAGCUUUAAAAAUCAAUGGCACAUGACUUAGAUGAUCAGUUUGAAUAAUUCAAGUCUAAAUUAGUGGUUACAAAUACAGAGGCUCUUGCCUAAUCACAUCAUUAAACUAAAAAUACCCUGUGGCUAUCUGAGAAGGAGAGUAAUAUUUAGAUGCACCUCCAAUUAAGGGUAUUUAUCUGCUGUUUGAUCAAUUCAAUACCCGAACUGAUAUCUCCAAUAUCUUAGGUUAGAAUAUUCAAUUCAAAAUUUAGAACAGCAAUGAGUUAUGGGCAUAUUUAUGUUCAACUCUUUAAAAAAAAUUCAAUUUUAAAUAUGCCUGUCAAAGUUUCUGUGAAAUUUGUUUAAAAUAGGUAGAUUUUUAAAUUUACACUUGACUUCUUGUAGGUAGUAUUAUCUUGUCGAGUUUUUAUUAUUUAGUAAUCAGGGUGUAAUGAAACUUGAUUGAAUGUAAUUUAAAUCGGUUUACUGUUGGGGUGGGGAGAGGGGGGGGGGGGAUCACCUAUUUCCUAACACAAAACUUCGCUUGUAUUUGUAACUUGAAGCGUGAAUUUAUUAAAUUGUUUUAAAGGCAAUUAAACUCACUAUUUUACAGCCCCUGAAUAUUACAGUAUGAAUUUUCUACAUAAAAUGAUCUAUAUAUUGGGAGUCAUGACAAUAGCCAAGCACAAAUACUACUUUGCUUGGAAACUGGGUAUGUUGAACUAUUUUUUUACCUGUUCAUUGAAACGCUAUGUUUUUACUUGCUUUGAAAUAGGACUUUACCCAACUACUUGUCUGAAUACUAUGAAGAAGGUUCAUUCAUCCCAGCAUUACACAAUUAUUCUUUUUUCCUUCUGAUUUCUUAUAAUGACAACUGUAUACAUUUAAUAAUCCUGAGUCUGGAUUCACAUUAGAAAAUUUUGAAACAACCCAUUUGUGGGUUUACAUUAGAAAAUCGGUAGGUGGAUCCUAGUUUUGGAAUUAUAUGGUCAUAUCACAUAUUUGGUUAGUUUAUAGCAUUUAUUAUUUAAAUCAGUACAGCUAGUUGAGAUUUUGGAUUAUUUAGUAACAUAAAAAUAAGGUGACUUUCCAACAUUAAGACUAGUAUUUCAGUGAAUUUAGUCUCUUCUCAUUCUCCUUUGCUAAUUGAUUGAAUGUUGAAAACAUGAAGCCAUAUUUUAUUAUUAAUAAAGCAGUCUGGAGAAAUAAACUGAAUAGUGCUGCCAAGCUACCGUUACUAUUAUGACAAAUAAUUAAUUCUAUUUCAUGGCCGCAGCCGAUGCUGUCAACAAUGCCGCUGGGUUCGGCUUCAGUGAUUUUGAUGCCCAGGGGAACCCCAAAUGGGAUCUAACAGAUAAUGUGCAUAUAGCUGGCGUGGAGGUAGGAGAUAUAUGAUGCAGUGAUUUCCUAAAACAUAUUACUUGGAAGUAUGUAUCAUAAGUUUCUAAUACAUUCAUUCAUCAAAUUUAUUCUUGAAAAUAUUUGGCAUUACUUUGAGCCAUAAUGACAAAUUGACUUUGUGACAGUACAAAUAUACAAAAGCAUACACAAAAUUAAAGAAAAAGUGAAGAGCUUUUUUUUUUGGACCAAUCUCAACUCCAUUUUUCACCUCGCCAGUUAUCCACUAGCCUGAAGGUGAACAUUGACAGCUGGAACAAAAAAACACUGACCUGGCUUCGUCGUAUGGUAUAUGAUCGCGCACCAUUUUCCAAAACAUUGGCUGUCUUUGCUUGCAGUGCAUUCUGGCACGGCUUCUAUCCUGGCUACUACUUAACCUUUGGAACAGGUGCUUUCAUGACUGUAGUAGCGCGAGAUGUAAGUAUGGUUAAAUUAGUUCUCUAACUCUUUGACUCCCAGGGGUAUUCUCAGCUUUACGAAGCAGUUUCAGACACUUUUAAACUUAAAUCUAAAUCCUAAGAUUAAAAUAAGAGAUAGACCCCCAAAUGUUGUAUAUCAUUGGCAAGGAAAUUGAAAGUACUUUUCUAUAAAAUGAAUUUGAUAUAAAUUUGGAUUAUUGAGUUAAAGUUUGUUGAAAAAAGCAAAGACAAAAAUGGAUUGAAAAAUUAAUUGAAACCAAACCUUUACACCGCUUCAGCUUUUUACCAAAUAAUUAUUAAAUCGUGAGUCGGUACAGUCAGCUUAUGGGACAGAAAUGAAAAAUCGAUGAGCCAGUACAAUGAGCAUAUGGUAGUCAAAGAAAUCUUACCUACAAUGAACCUUAAUGUGUUGGAUGUGACUGAUCCUGUUUUAAACAGCACAUGAAGGUUCCUUUGAUGCUGCUGACCAAUCAUCCGUUGCCAACAGAUGAUGGUACAUGUAAUGUAGCUACCUGAUCGAGUCUUAAACCACACCUGUAGGAGUGUCUGCAUCUUGAUGAAGGGGACCAAGUCUAUAUAAUUUUGAUAACUUAUUUUAUAUAUUAAGAUGCAAUAGUUUUCUCAAGAGAGUUUUCCAUAAAUUUGAGAUUGAUUUGAAUUCAUACAAUUUCGGACAAUUCUUUUAAUUAAUUUUUUUCUCUAACGCUGCAGGUCCGACGAUAUGUGCGGCCUUGGUUCCAGCAGUCAUCAGUUCACAAAUUUGCUUAUGAGAUCAUCACUUUCACAGCAACUCGCUUCGCCAACUGUUACAUUUGUUUCCCAUUUUUAGUCUUGGAGUUUUAUGCUUGUUUCAAUAUGUACAGGUAACACUUACCAUCUUGUCUAAAAUAAAAAAAAUUUAAAAAAAAUUUUAACCCACAAACUGUGGUCGGCCAAAAAAAUCGGACUACAUUCCUGUUCUGUACUUUGGCGGCCAAAAAAAUCAGCCGAUAAAAAACACAGUCCGAAAGCAACUUCCAAUCCAAUAUUUAACCGGAAUUAUAGCCACUUCCUUUUAUUAAUAAUUAAAUCAUCUUCCUGUUCAAGCUGUUUCUUGAUAACUUAUUAAUAAGUACUUUUUCAUCGGAGUUUUAUAUCGCUGUUUUUUUAAAAGCUAAAAUGGUUGAAGCCAUGGCUGGGCCAUCAGUGCAAGAACUAAUAGAAAUAUUUUUUGAAAGCUUUUUAGGAGAGGUUUUAAGUGAUACUGAUGAUGAUUUAAAGAUUCCCCAUGACGAUAUCAGUUGAGAUUAUUCUUCUCGUGAGUUUUAUACUAGUCUUAGUGAUACUGAAGUAGACCUAAUGAGGCUACUGUUAGACUUUGAGUUAUUAGUUCAGAACUAAUAAAUUUUAUAUUUCAACAACCCAAAUCAGUUCCACAGUUCCUUUUUAAAUGUUUACUAGUCAACUAUUUUGCCUGAGAUUUUGUAUUUUCACCAAGCAAAAAUUUUUUUAAGGGGUGGGCAAUAUGGCCAACUUUAUCCCCAUCCAUUUACCUUUCUAAAAAUAUAUACUUAUAGGGGUCUUGUAUCAAUAUUUCUAUGUCAUUUAAUGCAAUUUCAAAUGGCACUCAAAAUGCUCUGAAAAGCUCCACACCACAGAAUGAUGCAUGCCACAGUUCGUGGGUUAAAGUUGAAGGGGGCUUCUUUGCCCAUAAGAAGAAUAUUAGACAACACCUGUCAAGCCAAGUUACACACCCGUUUCACAACUACCUACCCUUUGACCAUGUUGUUGUAAAGCGUGGCUGAGCACACUUAAAAUCUGAAAAUCUUUUAACAAUUUCUAUUAAAAAAACAGCAUGAGCUAUAACCAAGCAAAUGUAUAGUAGAUUUUUAAAAUAGCCGCUGUUGCAAAUUUUUUCGCUUCUUUUUAAUUGAUAACAUUUUUAAAUUUCAGAUCACUUUACUUUUACUAUCAUAUCCUGACCCUGGUUGGCUUUGUGUAUUUCACUUUCUCCGCACGGUCCAAAACCACCAAGCCUCACUCUUCCAGUGUUACCCCCCAGAAAAGCUCAGAACCACCUGUGAACAGGAAGCUGAAUCAGUCCUUGAGCAAAACAAAAGGCUCGUUAAAUCAAGACAGAGAUGACAGUCCCGUCAACUCGGAGCCGGUGCUUAGUUUACAUGACAAGUGGAAUGAAACUGAACAAAAAUCCAAAUCUGAAUGACCUGCGUAUUUUAAUGAAUGUUUUUUCAUAUUUCGCAAUAGUUAAUUUCUUAUCAAAUCAAAAUUGUUCAUUUAAGCAUUAUGGUCAGUUGCAAUAAGUAAGUGGAUAAAAACAUGCUGGAAUUUUAAAUGUGUUGAAAAUUAACUCAUCAAUUAAUCAGCAUAUUUUUGUUUGUUGAAAUAGUUAGAUAAAAAUCACUAAUGUAAUUUCAUCUGGUAAGCAACAUCAGGACAAGGUAUGAGCUCCAGGUAGUUUCAUCUGCUAGGCAACAAUAAUAAAUAUAAUCGGCACUGCAAAUAAUUUCAUCUGUUUUGCAACAUCAGUACACAUGAGCAUGCUGCAAGUAAUUUCAUCUGCUGAAUAACGUUUCAUAGUACAGUUCUAAAUAGCUUAUAACAACCAUUUAGUAUUUUGUGUGUGAUCUCUUAAAAAUCAGAAUCCCUUUUAAAAAAAAAAGUCUUUUGAAUUUUAUACAAAUUGAGAAACCGGAAUAUUUAUUACAUUUUCUUCACAACCUGUAAGUAGAUUGCUAGGCUAGACUUUAUAUAAUCAAGCAGUUCCAGAACUGUAUACAAUACUAGUUAGAUAUGGAAUACUUUCAUUUAACAUUCCCAUUUGUAAAUCGCACUAAAUUAAAUAUAUGUUUUAAAGCAUUUGUCUGCAUGCUUGAAUUCUUGACAUCAGUAGCAGGAGGUUUCCAAGAUUAAUUCCAUUCUCUCAAACAAAUAUGAAGUAAUAAGGAAGGCCUGUUAAUUUUCUUUAUUUGGAUGGCUGUGAAAGAUCGAGACAUAAAGUAUCCAAAUGUUUGUUCUAAAUGACAUGCUUUUGAGGAAUGUUUAAGAUUACAUCAGUGUGCAUUUAAAUAUUGACUUCAGAGGAAUGAUUCUUUCCUUCUUGUUUGAUAUUGUUUACUUGCUACUUAAAACUUGGAAAAUAAACAGGGUCCCCAUGUUUUUAAAUUUGAACUGAGACCUACAAAUAGCAUCAGAAAAGUCUUUGGUGCUCUAAGUGAAAGUUGGGAGACAGUGUUCUAAUUUAUUUGUAAGAUUAAAUUCAUUGGUACAAAAUCUCUUCUCUCUUUCCCCCCCCCCCCUCUCCCCCCAUAUGAUUGCAUUGCUUGGAGAGUCUAAUGUAUAUUUAAGUUUCAAUGGAUUGAGUACUGGUAUUUUUUUCUUUCUUAAAACUCAGAUUUUGCUUCUAAUUGUCUAAAGAAAGUAAAAGGAACUUGGAGUAGAGAUGAUUCAUUGAAUGAAUGGGCAUUGGGUGGCAGUGAUAAAUAAGGUUGUUUUUAUUUUUGAUCUGUUCAGGUAUAAUUUAUGGUGCACCUGUUUGUCAACUGAUUUUCACAUUUGGAGUUUAACCAUGUAUGACAUAUGUGUCUGCUACUUUUUGGAUAUGUCUGCUCCUCCUUGAUAUGUCUGCUAAUGCUUAGAGGUGUCUGCCAGUUUACUGGUUAAGAGUUAAAUUUUUAUGAGCCCUUAAGUUUCUUACAUGUGAAUAAUGAAAAAUUGCAUUUUAGAAUAAACAUAUUUUAAAUUCACCUUUGACCUUAAUUUUUUUGUUGCCUGCUUACACUCUAUUUCUUAAAUCAUCU